AUGUCGCAGAGCGUAGCAGUAAAAUUUGAUCCAAAUGGCUAUUUGGCACAGAGCAGUCCUACCGAUUCGCUGCUCAUUUACCUUUUGUUACGGUAUUUUGCCCACUACUUCACCGUUUGUUUAAUAAAGGCUCGAAAAGACGACAACCUAAGCGGUCACUUUGUCGUUCCGAUACCGACCAUCUUUGUGGGGCAAAAGUUCUGUAUCCGUGGGACAUCCAAAUCCCUAUCAUUAAAUAUGGACUCCUUCUUGUUUGCAAGGCAUUCCAUCGAUCACUUUCCCGACAAGUUUGCGGACAUGCAUCGAAGGCGUUUGCGGCUCGGAACAGUACCCUACUUGCCGAACGCACAUGUUACAGAUGUGGUCGAUGGUACGGAGCUUUGGCUCGUUGUGCUGUUUUGUGAGAUCGCUAACUGUACGACUGAAGUCAUGAUGGCAUCAGAAUGGGGUACGGUCUUUGAAAAUGGUACCAAAAUCGGAUUGAUCGGAGCUCCUGCCGAACGCCAGGUUGACGUCGUACUCGGUGGUCUCUAUUCUUGGUACAGUAGCUUCGAGUUCCUGGCGUUUACCGCCGUCCACUCGCGAUCCGGCUGCACGUGCAUCGUACCGAAGCCGCAUCUAGUGACCAACUGGCGGACACCGUUCCUUUCGUUCACUGGGUCACUUUGGUGUGCUGUUUCGCUUGCGUUCCUGGCCGGUGCGACAGCCGUACUGGUGGUGUCACGCAGUCGUCAGCGCAUACUGCAGCUGGCCGGUGCCGGCGCACCGGUCACUUUCAGUGACUCGGUGCUGCUAAUGAUCGGUUUCUUCAUGGAGCAGACCGCACGCAUGCCGCACGAGCUGCUCGCCUCGUGCGUGCUCUUCACGACGCUCAUGUUUGCCGGCUUCAUGAUCGGCAGCAGCUACAACGGGGGACUAGCGAGCACGAUGAUUGUGCCACAGUACGAACACUCCAUCAACACUGCUCACGAGCUGGCCGAAACUCGCACGACCUGGGUUGGUGUCACCGUAUCCUGGAUCUACUCGAUUCUGUUGGCAGACCAGUCCGAUCUGCUGACGCUGAAGCAAACGUUUCGCGAAUGGGACGACGAUACGAUCGAACAACACGGGCCCGAUCGCGACCUGGCCAUCAUUGUCGAGCGGAUGGAGUACGGCCACUAUGCCUUUCCAUCCGUAAGCAUCGACACGAUAAAGUGCCGCCAGAUACUGACCGACGACAUUUACUGGGAAUGGGUUGUGGGCAUGUCCACGAAGACGUGGCCAGCACGCGCUCGUUUCGACCGCAUGGUGCACGAACUGAAGGCCUUCGGGCUCCUGGCAUACUGGGAGCUUAUCGGAGCGAUCCAGUUUUUGGGUUUGGAGUCUCAGCAAAUCAUACACUACUCGCGUGACAUUCCCAGCGACGAUUCCAAACCACUUCGUAUAUCGAACAUCAGCGGUGCGCUUCUGAUCCUGGUAGGAGGGCUAGUGAUUUCCGCGGUGGUAUUCUUCAUAGAACUUCUGUGGCACCGUUUUAGUCAAUCAAUCAAACAGGAUUUCCUUCGUUUCACGGCACGGUGUUUCAUUACAAAGUAA
Messenger RNA from Anopheles bellator, 1575 nucleotides. RefSeq lists its product as uncharacterized. NCBI's taxonomy places the organism in Eukaryota, Metazoa, Arthropoda, Insecta, Diptera, Culicidae. Gene Ontology annotation, molecular function: ligand-gated monoatomic ion channel activity. The record is from RefSeq and is a predicted model, not a curated record. The transcript has 5 exons. Gene Ontology annotation, cellular component: membrane. Bases 1 to 1575 code for a protein of 524 amino acids.